Messenger RNA from Camelina sativa (false flax), 1027 nucleotides. RefSeq names its product nucleolin 2. Gene Ontology annotation, molecular function: nucleic acid binding. Lineage: Eukaryota; Viridiplantae; Streptophyta; Magnoliopsida; Brassicales; Brassicaceae. The record is from RefSeq and is a predicted model, not a curated record.
AAGUAAGAAAAUAAAUUGUUUUCGAAGAGGAAAAGUUUUUGUUCCGGUUAAUGGUUGGAUUAAUCCAAAUCGAACCGGCUCAAACCAAACAUCUAAAGGAGAUUUCACACCAAGUUGGGCGAUCAAAUAUUAAUAGUAAAUAAGAUUUGAACCCAAAAAAAAAAGGAAAUCAGGCUUUGGACCACUUGGGCUAGACACGGAGUCCACAAGACAGAAAAAAAGAAAAAGAAAAAAGGAAGACAGUUUUAAAACCUUAAACAGCUUCGUUCUCGCCCUCUCUCAAACCCCUCCCUAGGGUUAUUGCAAUUCUUCUCGACUUCUCCAUGGAAUUACCCGGUUCCCUCUUCGGUAGCCUGAAACCUCCCGUCUCCGGAGCCUCCGGAGGACUAAUAAGAGCCAUUUUUCAGAACCUACGACGCAGUUGGUAUGUCGACGUUGAGGGAUUCGACACUUCGCUUUCUGCGGAUGAGAUCAAGGAGGCGUUAAUGAAUCAUUUCAAGUCAUGUGGAGCAAUCGCUAGAGUGUUUCUUAACACAAACCCUGAAACCAAUGUCGUCGACAGUUGGUAUGUUCACGUUGAGAGAUUCGACAAUUCUCUUCCCUUGGAUGAGAUCAAGGAGGCGUUGAACAAUCAUUUCAAGUCAUGUGGAGUAACCGCUAGAGUGUUUCUUAACACAAAUCCUGAAACCAAUGUUGUCGACAGCCAUGCUUCUAUUGCCAUUAUGGGAGAUGACGUUGAUGAGAAGGUGAAGGAACUUGAUCGAAGUGAAUUGGGAGGAAGGAAACUAAUUGUUAAGCCCGCCCAGCUGGCUCCGAAAGUGAUUAUAAGGGAUGUUCCUUUUGCCUAGGCACAUAAAUUUGGAGGGUAGCUAAAGCUCUCUUUGGUGUUUAAUUUAGAUCGUGAUACAAUAUGCAACCCUCUCGGUGUGUGUGUUUUUAAUUACUUGUUGGGUCUUUCUUAUGAAUUGUGAUACAGUGCCAACCCUUUUGGGUCUUUCUUUAUUAUGUAUUUGCCAAGUAAGCUCCA